AUGCACUUUCAAGCGACGCACUCCAGAGACGAGACCAGGCGCUAUGUUGUGAGGCUCCCCCUGAAAACCUCAGCAACAGCCCUCGGUGACUCGAGGCUCAAAGCAACACGUCAACUACACUCGGUAAUGAGACGCCUACAAAAGGAUGAGGCGUACUCAGCCCUGUACAAGGCCUUUAUCAGAGAGUAUCAUCAGUUAAAUCACCUUCAAGAAGCACCAGAGACUCCAGAACCCUCACCAGCCUAUUAUCUACCGCACCACGGGGUUCUGAGAGACGAUGCCAUGACCACGAAACUACGAGUCGUAUUUAACGGCUCCAGCGCGAGCUCAACACGAAUCUCAUUGAACGACAUUCUCUAUUCUGGAGGAAAACUGCAAGUGGAUGCAGUCAACGUCCUCACAUGGGUGAGGAAACAUCAGUUCGUUUUUGGGACAGACAUCAUGAAGAUGUUUCGCCAAAUUCGGGUUCAUCACGACGAUUGGGAUCUGCAACGAAUUUUGUGGCUCAAUGAAGACAAUGAAGAGAUCACCUAUCAACUGACCACAGUCACCUAUGGGCUCAACUGUUCACCAUGGAUAUCACUAAGAGUCCUUCAACAACUGGUGGAGGAUGAAGGUCACCGCUUCCCAGCAGCAGUAGAGACACUCAGAAAAGGUCGCUACGUAGACGAUAUCUACGGCGGUGCCGACUCCAUCGAUCAACUAAAAGAAAUCGCUACUCAACUACAAGGACUUUGCGAAGCCGGUGGCUUCCCACUCCAAAAAUGGAGCAGCAACUCACCAGAAGCUCUUCAACAAUUAGGCCUCUCACCACAGAACUCAACAGUGCAUUUCGAAGAAGCAAUGACCAAGGUCUUAGGCUUUUGCUGGCAGCAAUCAACCGAUACAUUCAAAUACAAGGUCAAUAACUUCACCUCAAAGACGUUCACCAAGAGAUCAGUGCGAUCAGAGAUCGCCCAAAUCUUUGAUCCACUGGGAUUCAUCGCUCCAGUUGUCAUCCUUGGCAAACUCUUCAUCCAAACGGAAAUCAACGAGCUAGAUAAGGUCUCAAUCCCGAGAUGGCUCAGACUGUCAACAGAAUCGAUCAACAUACAACUCCACGGGUUCGCCGAUGCAUCCAAAUCGGCAAUGAGCGCAGUAGUCUACAUCAGAUUAAAGAAACUCAACGAACCGACCUCAACAAUCAUCGUAUGUGCAAAACCGAGGGUGGCACCACUCAAGGAAAUGACCAUCCCUCGCCUCGAACUCACCGCUGUACUACUGCUCACCCGCCUUGCAAAGACAACUCACCAAAUGCUAGAACUCAACAACGUGGAAACUCACCACUGGUCAGACUCAUCUGUUGCUCUGGCGUGGAUAACCAGUCAUCCCUCACGCUGGAAGGAAUUUGUCCACAACAGAGUAGCAGAAAUCCAAGAGACAUUGCCAGAAGCAACAUGGAGGCACAUCAGUGGAAAGGAAAAUCCAGCAGAUUGUGCCUCAAGGGGGAUCUCAACAAAUCAACUCAUCGAACAUCCACUCUGGUGGUCAGGACCUGACUGGCUUAAUCUAGAGCCAGACCAGUGGCCACAAUCAACAAUAGACGUCCCUGCAGAGGUCUCAAUGGAAGCGAAACCAUCACCAGCUCAUCCAGUCGCAGCUGAGGUCAACGUUCACGCACUAGCAGAGUUGCUAGACAGAUACUCAACACUAUCAAAGGUGCUGCAAGUGUCAGCGACCAUCAACAGGGCAAUCAAUAGGUUCAGAAGGCAACCAACACCCCAGACACCAGUCCUCACACCUGACGAACUCAACAAGGCUCGGCUAUUCUGGGUAAGACUAACACAAAAACAAUUCUUUGCUUCAGCAAUAAGGACCCUCAGGAGAGACCAUCAACUGCCAACGGGACAUCAACUAGCCAAGAUGACUCCAUUCCUAGACGAGCUAGGCAUCAUGAGAGUCGGAGGACGACUCAGAAACGCUCAACUAGACGCUGACGAGAUGCACCCCCUCAUACUGCCUCGCCAGUCGCGACUCACCACACUGGUCAUCAACGAAGCUCACCAACGAGCACUCCAUGGAGGAACUCAACUCACAUAUCGGGCGCAACGAGCCCAACAGCUGAUGGGACAACUUCCCACAGCAAGAGUAUCACCAUCGAGAGCAUUCCUCCACACAGGGGUGGAUUAUGCUGGUCCAAUGCCCAUACUUAAGUGGAGACCAACAAAUGCUCACCCAGCCGCGGUGCACAUCGCAGUCUUCGUCUGCCUGAGCACAUCAGCAGUGCACCUGGAGCUGGUCACGCGUCAAAGCACAGACGCAGUCAUCGCAGCAUUCAAGAGAUUCACCGGGAGAAGAGGAAUCCCCCAAGUGAUGUAUAGUGACAACGGAAGCAACUUUGACGGAGCUGCUGGAGUCCUACAUCGAUUAUACAACGAGGAAUCACCAGAGAAUCAACAAAUCCAAGCUGCACUUGCCACAAAUGGAACUCGCUGGAGCUUCAUCCCAGCACGAGCACCCCAUUUUGGUGGCAAAUGGGAAGCAGCGGUGAAAUCAACGAAACAUCACCUGAAACGUACGCUGAGAACAACGACACUCACCUAUGAAGAGCUCAACACCAUCUUGAUCCAGAUCGAGGCCUGCCUAAACUCCAGGCCGAUCUCACGAAUGUCUGAUGACCCAGACGACCUUCAAGCGCUCACCCCAGGACACUUCCUGAUAGGUGAGCCACUUCAACUGAUCCCAGAGCCAUCCUACUUGGAUGACAAUCCAUCCAAGAUGCAUCGGUGGAACGUAAUCACCCAGAAAAUUCCACAAUUCUGGUCAAGAUGGUCAAAAGAAUGUCUUCAACGAUACCUGGCCAUCUACAAGUGGAAUCAACGCCAGGAAAAUAUCAAGGUUGGAGACAUGGUGCUAGUGGUGAACGAAAACUUUCCACCAGCAAGGUGGCCACUAGCACGAGUCACCGCAGUUCACCCGGGAGACGACGGACUCACCAGAGUAGCGACUGUCAAGACACCCUACUCAGAAGUAGCCAGGCACGCGGACGGUACGCCUAAUCCAGAGAGGUACCAAAGACGAAACUGCAAGAAGAUCAACAAGAACUUCAAGGGGACUCCCAGGAAUCACAGGACUGAGAGAUAUCAUCAAACUAGAAAUCAACCCACCAGAAAUCAACUCACAAGCUCAACAGUUAAUCAACAGAAUAAAUUCACCACCUCCGAUGCCGAAGUCUAUCACUCAUCUUUGAAAAAUCACCCCACUCACCUAGAGUCUAUCAUCGACCUUCACCGCGAAAAGUUCGCUAUCGAAACUCACCUUUUCCUGAAAUCUCCUGAUCCACCCUACUCAACUGUUCCCUCAACAAACAUAGACUAUUUAAUAACACUUCUCACUUCUCUAUAUAACCUUGAACACUUAGAAACACUAUAUAACGUCGAUAAACAACAAAUGCUGCACGACUCUUGA
Molecule: messenger RNA, 3447 nt
Organism: Diachasmimorpha longicaudata
Lineage: Eukaryota; Metazoa; Arthropoda; Insecta; Hymenoptera; Braconidae
Exons: 6
Coding region: 1-3447 (1148 amino acids)
Biological process (GO): DNA integration
Molecular function (GO): nucleic acid binding
Source: RefSeq, a predicted model, not a curated record